Molecule: messenger RNA, 2931 nt
Organism: Caenorhabditis remanei
Lineage: Eukaryota; Metazoa; Nematoda; Chromadorea; Rhabditida; Rhabditidae
Exons: 13
Coding region: 1-2931 (976 amino acids)
Biological process (GO): protein phosphorylation; receptor guanylyl cyclase signaling pathway; cGMP biosynthetic process
Molecular function (GO): protein kinase activity; guanylate cyclase activity; ATP binding
Source: RefSeq, a predicted model, not a curated record
AUGCGUCUUCUCUAUUUUAUUUCCCUUCUAUUUCAAUCAAUAUCCUGUCAAAACAGACCCCUCAUCCGUGUCGGUAUAGCUGCAGCCUUGAAGACUCAAAACGGAUCGAUCGGUUGGGGAUAUACGGGCGGUGCAGUGCCCCUAGCGUUGCAAUUCCACGUGGAGUACACCGAAUGCGAUCUAUCAGAAGUUGUGAAAGCAGGCGUUUCAUUCAUGAAAACUAAUGACUACGAUGUAGUCAUUGGUCCCCCUUGUGCUCCGGCUCUCAAAAUGAUGGGCACCUUGUCUACGCUCUAUAAGAAACCCGUGCUCGGAUGGGGGUUUGUGAGCGAAUCUGAUUUCUCUGAUAUGUCAAGAUUCCCAUAUGUUACAUCGGUGUUGCCCAGCUCACAGACCCUAGGCGUCGUCGUUUGGAAACUUCUGGAACUAUACUCCUGGGAACGUAUCGCCUUGCUCUAUUUCAAAAACGAGUUCAAUUACUGUCACUCUGCUAUCAUGGACGUGGAGUCUUUGCUAUACCAAGAAAAUAUGUCUCAGACGGUGCGAGUGGUGGUAAAAAAAGAGUUGGACAAAACUAAUCCCGAAAGCUUUCAUAACACCCUACAGUUGGUCAAAUCAAGGGCGAGGGUAAUCCUUUGGUGUGCCCAAACUGGUGACGAGAAACGGUUCUACAUGAUUCAAGCUGCACUCCAACAAAUGAAUACCAGUGAAUACGUGCAUGUGAUGUUAUCAAUGAGAAGUGCUGGGUUUGGAGUCCAGUCAGCGGUCGGGAAGAAGCCAUUAACCCAAACCGGCUUACCACCAGUGUGGGAAUCCUUCCAAGUCGAGCCAGAUGGAUUCGAGGACUUGGCAAAGAGUACCGCUGCGAAAAUGCUCGUGAUAGACACCAACAGUGAGGUGCGUGACAAGGAAUUCCUGGAAUACAUGACGAAGAAUAUAGUUAAUGCAGUGAGAGCACCACCAUUGAGUUGUAUGGCUCCGGAAUGUUUGGCUGCGAAUGGGGCGUUCAUGGGCGGCUACGCACGUCAUCUAUUCGACGUCUUCUAUAUGUACGGCUUAGCAGUGUCUAGCCUAAACUCCACGGACCCCAAAGUGUAUCGUGAUUUGUCAUUGUUGAUUCCUCAGUUCACAACGCCUUUUGAAGGAAUGACGGGUGAGGUGAAGCUAAACGACGAGUUGUCACGAAUGCCAUUGUACCAAGUGUAUGCGUUGAAUAGUGAUUAUGACCAGAUAUCGCUUAUGAAUAUCAGUUUGAUCAAUGGAAGUGCGGGAUGUUGGCGGCCGAAACUGUGUCAAACCUCGGUCAUCGGCGUCGCCGGCACAGUAGAAGUCGAUGCUCAGCCCCCGUAUCGUCGCCAUAUGGUCUAUUUCCAGAGAGUCACUCUCGCCUACAAAGACGAGCCCACCGAUGUCUGGCACUUCUGGGGUGGUGUCCGGCCGCUAGACACCCCGAUUUGCGGAUUCCACGGAAAAUCCUGCCCGAUCCCAUUUUUCGAUCAAUACCGUAUCCUGAUUAUCGUCGCCGUGGCAGUAGCAGGCCUCCUGGUACUAGCUAUCUUCACGUGUCUUUCUUCCAUGAUAAGGAAUCGACGCGUCGAACAAGAACGCCUGAAUUCCGAGUGGCAGAUCCAUGCGAUCAAAUUGAGACUCCCAAAAAUAAACAAUGAUCGGAGAAAGUCAGUUUUAUCAGCGGAUUCUGGAGAGGAAUCCGAAGAAGAUGACGUCUCCAGAAGCACUAAGAAUUCUGGAAUCCGUAAAUUCAAUGAGAACUAUGUAAUACAGAUUCUGGAGAACGACCUUGUUCUAACCACUGCUCAUCAGAUACAUGAGCUUACUAACCUCGAAAAAUCGAAGCUGGUGAAACUGAGAAAACUGGAUGACGAGUUUGUGAACAAAUUCAUCGGAUUAUCGAUUGAUGGGUCGAGAUGUCUGGCGGUGUGGAAGAUGUGUCCGAGAGGAUCGCUACGAGAUAUCAUGUUGAAAGGCAAUUUCUCGAUGGACUAUUUCUUUAUGUUUUGUAUGAUUAGGGAUGUUGCCGAGGGCAUGAACUAUCUGCACAAAAGUUUCCUGCGCCUCCAUGGAAGGCUCCGCUCUGCGAUAUGCCUUGUCAAUGAGAGUUGGCAAGUGAAACUAUCGGAUUACGGUUUGGAAUUUUUGGUGGAUGAGGAGGAGAGACCAGCAAAGAAGCGGUUGCUCUGGGUGGCUCCAGAAGUUCUCCGAGGAUCCUUGACGGUUAGUCAGAUGGCACCAAGUGCGGAUAUCUACUCAUUUGCUAUUAUCGCAUCGGAGAUUUUAACGAAGAAGGAGGCGUGGAACUUGCAUAAGAGGAAGGAGGGUUAUGAAGAAAUAAUCUACACCGUAAAGAAGGGCGGUGCAGAUGUGCUCCGUCCGGAUCUUCACACAGAGCCUGACGUCAAUCAGACCCUUAUCGCAUUGGUCAAAGAUUGUUGGUCGGAAAAUCCAGACGACCGCCCGUCGGCUGAAACUAUCUGUAAUAUUAUACAUGAAAUGACACCGAAGACGAAAGAUAAUCUGAUGGAUCAUGUGUUUGCUAUGCUUGAGGAGUAUACGACUAGUCUGGAGGUGGAUAUUCAGGAGAGGACGAAAGAGUUGUCGGUGGAGAAGAAAAAGUCGGAUAUCCUGUUGGGUAGAAUGUUGCCAAAACAAGUAGCGGAACGUCUGAAAGCCGGUCAAGCCGUCGAACCGGAAAGUUUCGACACCGUCACCGUAUUCUUCUCAGAUCUUGUCAAGUUCACCGAUCUGGCUUCAAAGUGUUCCCCAUUUCAAGUGGUGAAUUUGCUGAAUGAAGUUUUCAGCAAUUUCGAUGCAAUUAUAGAGAAGCACGAUGUUUAUAAGGUAGAAUCCAUCGGGGAUGGUUAUCUCUGUGUGUCCGGAUUGCCUAUAAGGAAUGGUGUAGAUCAUAUACGGUAA